AUGGUGGAUGUCGUAAGUGAAAGAGAGUCUGCUGAUACAGUCGGUCAGCAGCGCUGGUGUGAUGAGACGCGACGGUGGACAUCUGCAGUGAAACGGGACAGUCAGAAGCGGGACAGCUGCACUACAGCACGCCUCAGCCUCUCCAGCAAUAACUUUAUACCAUCUCAACACCAAACGCGUCACUGCAUGAUGAUGAUCUUGUUCCUGGAAAUCAUUACCUGCACACUGCUGCUCCUUUCUCCCUUUGUGACCUCCUACCCAGCCGACUUGGAGAAAGGACGGAGGAGAGUGGUUCAUGUCCUGGAGGAUGAUACUGGGGAAGUUAUAGUCCAGACUGCGCCAGGUAAAGUGAUCACUCAUCGUGGUGGAACCAUCACCCUUCCCUGUCGAUACCACCAUGAACCAGAGGACAUUGAUCCUAACCGCAUUCGCAUCAAAUGGACGAAGGUUUCUGAUGCUUUCCAGUUUGAAGAUGUGUUUGUGGCACUGGGACGACAACAGAAAGCAUUUGGGUCUUACCAAGAGCGAGUGUCUCUAGAGCGUGCAGGACCUGGAGAUGCUUCAGUUAUAAUUCACAACAUCACCUUGGAAGACUACGGCCGAUAUGAAUGUGAGGUCACUAAUGACAUGGAGGAUGACACAGGAUUUGUCAAUCUGGACCUUGAAGGUGUUGUGUUCCCCUACUACCCUCCAUCGGGACGCUACAAGCUGAACUACCAUCAGGCUGAGGAAGUUUGCCGAGAGCAAGAUGCAAUCCUGGCCUCCCAUCCACAACUACAUAAGGCUUGGCUUGAGGGUUUGGAUUGGUGCAAUGCUGGCUGGUUAGAGGACGGCUCGGUCCAGUACCCCAUCUCCCACCCCCGAGACCAGUGUGGCCGCAAGGACAGCCCUCCAGGUGUCCGCAACUAUGGCUACAGGCACAAAGACGACGAACGCUAUGAUGCUUUUUGCUUUACCUCCAACCUCAAUGGACGUGUCUACUUUCUUAAACGCUUUAAAAAGGUAAACUACCUGGAGGCGGUAAAGGCAUGUCAACGUGAUGGUGCAUUCAUAGCCAAAGUCGGACAACUGUAUGCUGCUUGGAAGAUCCAACUCUUGGACCAUUGUGAGGCAGGGUGGGUGGAAGAUGGUAGCAUCCGGUACCCCAUCGUCAAUCCUCGAACCCGCUGCGGGGGCCAAGAUCCUGGUGUCCGAAACCUAGGUUUCCCUGAUAAGAAGUUCCGCCUCUACGGAGUCUACUGCUUCCGCAAAAACACAGAUAUCCAGUCAACACAGGCUCCAACUGAAACCACUUCCAAAAUGGCUAACAGCACCAGAAGUAUCUGAAAGUGCAAAAACGAGUUACUAGCUUUACUAGCAUUUGAAAAACAAGGCUUUUUUUGCACACAUGCUAGGCUAUUAAGCUAGCUCUCAACUUGAGGCAUAAUUGAGCUUGUAUAAUUUCACUUGCUUGAAAUGUCGAAAUUUCUCUAAACUGAGAAAACCUAGCAGCAUAUUUCCUCAGAGACAGUGCUAAGGAAGAAUAUGGCACAAUGCAUUAGCUUAAAUGUUUCACUGUACACCCUGCAUGCCUUGAGGUAUUCAAUUUGGUUUAUUUUUGCUGUUUCCCAGGGAAGACAAAAGCAACUUGAAAUAGUGCUAAGAAAGUAUGGACGCAAAUUUAGCCUUAAUAUGAGCAUAGAACAUUAGCAAUAGCCCUGAAUCACCUGAUGAUGAGAAACUGCUAGCAUGAACUGGGCUUAGCUUUGCCAAUUACUAUGCACAUACCUAUAGAAACACAAAUUUUUGAUACAUUUGGAUUGACCUGGCAGGCAAUAACAACAAGCAUGCCUUUUCUUUGAUGAUCAUUACAGUGAUAAAGCUAAAAUGUUGUGAAUGACAGACUUACAUAGGCUGCUUUACUACCUCUUAGCGGUUGACAAUUGCACUGUCUGUUCAGUAUUGCACAAUAAUGUCUAUGAUGAUGCAUUUUAGAUUAAAGUUAUUUACCUGUU
This is a messenger RNA of Danio aesculapii, 1994 nucleotides long. RefSeq names its product hyaluronan and proteoglycan link protein 4 (gene hapln4). Bases 1 to 1326 code for a protein of 441 amino acids. Gene Ontology annotation, biological process: cell adhesion. Gene Ontology annotation, molecular function: hyaluronic acid binding. NCBI's taxonomy places the organism in Eukaryota, Metazoa, Chordata, Actinopteri, Cypriniformes, Danionidae. The record is from RefSeq and is a predicted model, not a curated record. The transcript is spliced from 6 exons.